Pelmatolapia mariae (spotted tilapia) is the source of this 1707-nucleotide messenger RNA. It is a transcript of the gene slc43a1b, whose product is annotated as solute carrier family 43 member 1b. Bases 1 to 1707 code for a protein of 568 amino acids. Lineage: Eukaryota; Metazoa; Chordata; Actinopteri; Cichliformes; Cichlidae. The transcript has 14 exons. Gene Ontology annotation, biological process: transmembrane transport; neutral amino acid transport. The record is from RefSeq and is a predicted model, not a curated record. Gene Ontology annotation, molecular function: L-amino acid transmembrane transporter activity; neutral L-amino acid transmembrane transporter activity.
AUGGCUCCCAGCUUGUCACAGGCAUACAGGAGGAGGUGGUGGAUGGCCAUCACAGCCAUCAUAGAGAACCUGCUGUUCUCUGCUGUGCUGCUGGGCUGGGCCUCGCUGCUCAUCAUGCUGAAGAAGGAAGGCUUCUAUUCUCACCUUUGCCCUGGAAACGAGACUGCGGACACGAAUGUGACUUUCAUGCAGAGCAACGAUUGGAAGAGUUGUGUGGAACAAGAGGAGAUACUGAAUCUCGGCUUCACCAUCGGAUCCUUCCUCUUGAGCGCAGCCACAUUACCCCUGGGGAUCUUGAUGGACAAAUAUGGGCCACGACCACUGAGACUCAUUGGCAGUUCAUGUUUCGCAGCCUCCUGCGCCAUAAUAGCUGCUGCUGCGUAUGACCCUGAAGUGCUGUCUGGCCUCAUCUUCUUGGCUGUCUCCUUGAACGGCUUUGGAGGAAUCUGCCUGACCUUCACUUCACUCACACUGCCGAACAUGUUUGGGAACAUUCGAUCAACCGUCCUCUCCCUGAUGAUUGGCUCCUAUGCUUCUUCAGCUGUCACCUUCCCCGGUGUCAAGGUGAUUUAUGAUCUUGGCGUCUCUUUCCGGGUCAUCAUGUGGGUCUGGACUGGAAUGGCCUGCACUGUGAUCCUAAACUGCUUCCUGAACUGGCCCAUUGAAUCUUUCCCUGCACCCGAAGACAUCAGAUACACUAAAAGGGUGAAGACAAGUGGGGUUGUGACAGAGGACAGCCUGACCGGGGACAGGAAUAUCACCCACAUGACUGCAAUGGAAGACACAAUGGGAUCCAAACAGACAGUACCUGAGCACACAGACCCCCACAGCACAGCUCAAGUUUCUGUGCCGCUCUGUAAUUCUGUGUGUUCUCCCAUAUUCCUGUGGAGUCUUAUCACCAUGGCGAUGACACAGCUGAGGCUCAUCUUCUUCAUGGGUGCUAUGAAUAAGAUGAUGGAGUUCCUAGUCACCCACGGCGACCCCAACCCCUCUGAGGAGCUACAGAAGGAGGUGGAAAAACAAGUUGGAUUCUACUCAUCUAUCUUCGGUACGAUGCAGCUGCUGUGUCUACUGACCUGUCCAUUGAUUGGCUACAUCAUGGACUGGAGGAUGAAGGACUGUGAAGAGGAAACUCCAAACACACAAACAGACAAUUGCCAACUGAAUGCCUCAAAGAGAAACAGAAAGAUCCAGAAACUCACUAAUGCCAUGAGAGCUUUCAUCUUCACCAACCUCCUGUUGGUCACCUUUGGCAUCACAUCCCUGAUAGACAACUUGCCCUUACAGAUGGUGUCAUUCAUUCUGCAUACCAUAGUAAGAGGAUUUGUUCACUCCUGCUGUGGAGGUCUCUAUGCUGCUGUAUAUCCAGCCAACCACUUCGGGACACUGACAGGUAUGCAGUCAAUGAUCAGUGCUGCGUUCGCCCUGCUUCAACAACCGCUGUUCAUAUUGAUGGUGGGACCCCUCAGUGGAAAUCCUUACUGGAUCAAUCUGGGCCUUCUCAUCUUCUCCCUUGCUGGCUUCCUGUUGCCAGGCUACCUGUUCUAUCACCGGAGAAACCUGAUCAGGGCAAAGGCAGAACACGAUAGGACAGCUGCCGGCCAAUCGAAGACUGAAAAUGUUGCUCUAACCCAGUCAUUUGGUGGAACUGCUAAGACCCUAGCCAAUGGGGAUGCAGCUAAUGAACUCAUACCAAAUGGUGUUUAA